Pseudoliparis swirei is the source of this 2414-nucleotide messenger RNA. RefSeq names its product solute carrier family 35 member C1 (gene slc35c1). NCBI's taxonomy places the organism in Eukaryota, Metazoa, Chordata, Actinopteri, Perciformes, Liparidae. The coding region runs from base 316 to 1653 and encodes 445 amino acids. The transcript is spliced from 2 exons. Gene Ontology annotation, molecular function: antiporter activity. Gene Ontology annotation, cellular component: Golgi apparatus. The record is from RefSeq and is a predicted model, not a curated record. Gene Ontology annotation, biological process: GDP-fucose import into Golgi lumen; protein O-linked glycosylation via fucose.
UGAUAGACAAAUGUAUGUUAUUUAUUUAUUAGUAUUUUUAUUUGUGUCCACAUAUUAUUGACGUCAUGUAAAAGCACGAGUUUCGAUUCAUUUUUGGUGGAAUAACUUUGCAUUUUAACUCUACAGUAUGCUUUUUAUAAUGCUAAAUGUCAUUUAGCUGCGGAUGGUUGAUAUUAACAAAUGUAUGUUUUUAUUUAUUAUUAUUUGUAUUUGUGUCCACAUAUUAUUGACGUCAUGUAAAAGCAGGAGUUUCGAUUCAUUUUUGCUGCAUUAACGUUGCAUUUUAACUCGUCAUUAUGCUUUUUAUAAUGGCAAAUGUCAUUUAGCUGCGGAACUACUGUUCCGCACCUCCGUUUUCAGUCGGGCGUAGAUUCUGGACCGACGUGCUUUUAUUUUGAAAAAGAUCAUACAAGUGAAACCGGAAGUAGCCUCGACUCUGCUGUUGGCGGAAGUCGUAAUGUUUUGCACCGCGUAGCGUCCUGUAGCUACACGGUAGCUCGUGUAAAUGCGGCGGUUUUACUCGUAUUGCCUUCUCCUCCGGUCUCCAUGAACAGGGCGCAGCUGAAGCGCUCCGGCAUCUUUAGGAUGGCGCUCGCCGGCUCGGACGCGACGGACCCGGGCGGACCCAGCGGCGAGACCUUCGUCUUCCGGGCGGUGAGAAUCGGAGCCGUGGUCACGGCGUACUGGUUCGUCUCCAUCACGAUGGUGUUCCUCAACAACUACCUGCUGGACAACCGGGACCUGGACGCGCCGCUGCUCAUCACCUUCUACCAGUGCCUGGUGACGGUGGCGCUGUGCUGGCUCAUGCAGCUGCUGUCCCGGCUGUGCCCGGGGCUCAUCGACUUCCCCGCGGUCCGCUUCGACCUGAAGACGUCCCGGGAGGUGCUGCCGCUGUCCGUCGUGUUCAUCUGCAUGAUCACCUUCAACAACCUGUGCCUGAAGCACGUGGGCGUGGCCUUCUACACGGUGGGCCGCUCGCUCAGCACCGUGUUCAACGUGCUGCUGUCCUACGUCAUCCUGAAGCAGACCACCUCGCUGCAGGCCGUCGGCUGCUGCGGGAUCAUCCUGGGUGGAUUCUGGCUCGGCGUGGACCAGGAAGGCCUGACGGGGACCCUCUCCUGGACGGGCGUCUUCUACGGCGUGUUGGCCAGCGCCUGCGUCUCCCUGAACGCCAUCUUCACCAAGAAGGUGAUGCCGGCGGUGGACGGAAACAUCUGGAAGCUGUCCUACUACAACAACGUCAACGCCUGCGUCCUCUUCCUGCCGCUCAUCGUCAUCUCCGGGGACCUGAGCCGCCUGGCCGCCUUCGGCCGCAUCGGCCACCUCGGGUUCUGGGGCGUGAUGACGCUCGGCGGCGUGUUCGGCUUCGCCAUCGGCUACGUCGCCGGCCUGCAGAUCAAGUUCACCAGCCCGCUCACGCACAACGUGUCGGGCACGGCGAAGGCGUGCGCGCAGACCGUCAUCGCGGUGGUGUACAACUCGUCCAGCAAGAGCGCGCUGUGGUGGACGAGCAACAUGAUGGUGCUCGUCGGCUCGUCGGCCUACACCUGGGUCAAGAGCCUGGAGAUGAAGAAGGCCCCCCACAGAGACACGCCUCCGGACUCGGCCAAGGAGAGUCUGCUGGAGGCGGAGGAAGACGGUGGAGGAGUGUAACUUUUUUAAAACAUUUGUUUUUGUUUUUAAACUAUUAACUUUUAUCUGUGUGGUGGGAAAAAAGUGAAAUAAUACAAGAGUUGGCGCGCGGCCGAUCGGCGACUUGAAGCGACGCUCGCGUGGAGUCGAUGGAAUAGUCUUGUGGUUUUAUACAGUUUUAUUUGCGGCCUGAAGGAAUUUGUAAUAUAAAUAUAUUUUUUUAUUUAAAGCUAUUCACAUGCGUUGUGGGCCUGUUUUAUUUGUUGUUUUUUACAAUUGCGUUGAUUGAAACGUUGAAUAACGUGUCUUAUAUGGUCCAGCGUGUUUUUCUUCACAGGGAGGGUAUAUUUACUCAUAUUUGGGUUAUUGGAGACUUAUAGUGACAAAAAGUGACUUAAAUAAAUAUAUUAAUUAUGAUUCCAUAAAUUGUGUUGUGGGCUGUGUGGAACAUACAUGUGUAUGUUCCUUUAAGGAUUCCAUGGUGGCCUCUGGAAGGAUCUGUAGUAUCCCGUGUGGUAACGUAACCAAAACCCUGUGUCAGUGGGACAACACGCGAAUGAGAAAAAAGUGUUCUCAUUCACAGGGACGUUCAGGGUUAAACAACGAAAUGAUUCAUUAAAAAAAUACAUUUAAAGUCACGGCACUCCACAAUUUUAUCAUUUAAAUAUUUUUUUUGUGUGCAAUACUUAUUUUUGUAUCGCAAUCAACGAGUUUGAUAAUGAGAUGUGACUGAUGAAUAAAAGAUCUUUUUUUUUUAAUAGACGUCAAAUUUAAAAGAUGGA